Messenger RNA from Elephantulus edwardii (Cape elephant shrew), 1377 nucleotides. Its product is annotated as myosin-1-like. Gene Ontology annotation, cellular component: myosin complex. The record is from RefSeq and is a predicted model, not a curated record. Gene Ontology annotation, molecular function: ATP binding; cytoskeletal motor activity; protein binding. The transcript has 10 exons. The annotation marks the transcript as partial. NCBI's taxonomy places the organism in Eukaryota, Metazoa, Chordata, Mammalia, Macroscelidea, Macroscelididae.
GCUGGCACCGUGGACUACAACAUCGCCGGGUGGCUUGACAAGAACAAGGACCCCCUGAAUGAGACCGUGGUGGGGCUCUACCAGAAGUCUUCCAUGAAGACUCUGGCCUACCUCUUCUCUGGGGCAGCAGCAGCUGCUGAAGCUGGUGGCGGUGGUGGAAAGAAAGGCGCUAAGAAGAAGGGUUCUUCUUUCCAGACUGUGUCUGCUCUCUUCAGGGAGAAUUUGAACAAACUGAUGACUAACUUGAGGAGCACUCAUCCCCACUUUGUGCGGUGCAUCAUCCCCAAUGAGACCAAGACUCCUGGGGCCAUGGAACAUGAACUCGUCUUGCACCAGCUAAGGUGUAAUGGUGUGCUUGAAGGCAUUAGGAUUUGCAGGAAAGGAUUUCCAAGCAGAAUCCUUUAUGCAGACUUUAAACAGAGAUAUAAGGUAUUAAAUGCAAGUGCUAUCCCUGAAGGACAAUUCAUUGACAGCAAGAAAGCUUCUGAGAAGCUCCUUGGGUCCAUUGAUGUUGACCAUACCCAGUAUAAAUUUGGUCACACCAAGGUCUUUUUCAAAGCUGGCCUUCUGGGGCUCCUAGAGGAGAUGAGAGAUGACAAGUUGGCCCAGUUGAUUACCCGCACCCAGGCCAUGUGCCGAGGGUUCUUGGCAAGAGUGGAGUACCAGAAGAUGGUAGAGAGAAGAGAAUCCAUCUUCUGCAUCCAGUACAACGUCCGUGCCUUCAUGAAUGUGAAGCACUGGCCCUGGAUGAAGCUGUAUUUCAAGAUCAAGCCUUUGCUCAAGAGUGCGGAGACUGAGAAGGAGAUGGCCAACAUGAAGGAAGAGUUCGAGAAGACCAAAGAAAACCUUGCAAAGGCUGAGGCCAAACGAAAAGAACUGGAAGAAAAAAUGGUGACAGAGAGAGCUGAGGAUGAGGAAGAGAUCAAUGCUGAGCUGACGGCCAAGAAGAGGAAGCUGGAGGAUGAAUGCUCAGAGCUGAAGAAAGACAUUGAUGACCUUGAGCUGACAUUGGCCAAGGUUGAAAAGGAGAAGCAUGCCACAGAGAACAAGGUGAAAAACCUCACAGAAGAGAUGGCAGGCCUGGAUGAGACCAUCGCAAAACUGACCAAGGAGAAGAAAGCCCUGCAAGAAGCCCACCAGCAGACACUGGAUGACCUGCAGGCGGAGGAGGACAAAGUGAACACCCUGACCAAGGCCAAAAUCAAGCUGGAGCAACAAGUGGAUGAUCUUGAGGGGUCUUUGGAACAAGAAAAGAAAAUCCGAAUGGACCUUGAAAGAGCAAAGAGAAAACUGGAGGGAGACCUAAAAUUGGCCCAAGAAUCUACAAUGGAUGUAGAAAAUGACAAACAGCAACUUGAUGAAAAGCUUAAAAAGUAA